Molecule: messenger RNA, 1506 nt
Organism: Colletotrichum karsti
Lineage: Eukaryota; Fungi; Ascomycota; Sordariomycetes; Glomerellales; Glomerellaceae
Product: RTA1 domain-containing protein
Exons: 4
Coding region: 1-1506 (501 amino acids)
Cellular component (GO): membrane
Source: RefSeq, a predicted model, not a curated record
AUGACAGUCGAUGGUAGCUACUACUUUUACGCUCCAAACAAGGGAGCGCCGGUCUUCUUCGCGGUAGCUUUCCUCGCGUCCGGCCUGAUGCACUUUUGGCAGUGCUAUCACUACAAGUUCUUCAAAGUCACGGGCCUGUUCUCUUUUUGCUGCCUUCUCUUCACAGCGGGCUUCGCACUUCGGAUCUAUGGCUCAUAUCGCUAUGACGACCUCGACCCGUUCAUCGCGAGCGUCUGUCUCAUAUACGCUGCGCCACCUCUCCUUGAACUCGCAAACUACCACAUCCUAGGCCGCGUCCUCUACUACGUCCCGUACUGCUCCCCCAUCCACCCAGGCCGUGUGCUAAGCACAUUCGCCUUCUUUUCCAGCGUCGUCGAGGCGCUCAACGGCUGGGGCGCAAGCUACUCCGCCAACCGGUCGCUAUCGGAGCGCGAGAGGGAGACGGGUCAUGUGCUGAUCAAGACGAGCCUGCUCCUCCAGAUCUUCGUCAUGGCGUGCUUCGUCGUCUUGGCGAUGGUGUUCCAACGCCGGUGCGCCAAGAUGGGCAUCGCGUCCCGGCGUGGGGUGAGAGGGCCGUUGAUCACGUUGUACGCCAGCGUGCUGCUGAUUUUCACGAGGACUGUGUUCAGGAUCGUGGAGUACUUUGGGGUUGCGAACAUGCGCUGGGAUUCGGAUAUGAGUGUCGAUGACAUCUCACCCGCGAUUCGGUACGAGUGGUUCUUCUACGUCUUCGAGGCGAGCUUGAUGUUGGCGAAUGUGGUCAUGUUCAACUUGAGGCACCCGAGGAGUUAUCUUCCGGAGAAGUACACGGUGUAUCUCGCCAAGGACGGGGCUACGGAGGUGGACGGGCCCGGAUGGAAGGACCCGAGGCCGUUUUGGAUGACGGUUAUCGACCCGUUCGAUUUGAUGGGGGUGUUUCGUGGGCGUGAUCGUAGUCAGGACAAUUUCUGGGAGACGGAGGUUAGCGGACAAGAUUCGACAAAGGGAAGUAAAGGCCCUGAUGCUGUGUAUGCAGAAGUCCGUUCGCUCAUUUCACCCGCGCCCCGCGAGGACGAGGGCGAGGGCGAGGGCGAGGCCCAGAGGAGGCGACACUGGCCGUUACUGGCCGCCAACCCAGUCGACCAUGGCCAUCUCCAUCGCGGCAUCCGACAUGCCAGAUUCGCUUUCGCCCUCGCCGCCGUCGUACUUGGCAUCAUCCCUCUUCGGCCGUAUUCGACGACUCCCAUCUCAUUUCAAACCACAUCUUCGCCCACUCCGCGACCCGAGCUGCCGUCACUUUACCCCAUCAAACGCAUUGUUUCCUAUGGUACUCGCCCGUUGGUUUCGCCCGCGAUAGUUCAUCUGAAGCUCUCGCCAGAUGAACGAGGCGCCGAGGGGCUGUACCUGCACCGUACCUACCGUUUGCUGUGCUGUGUUGUCACUGCUCCUGCAAACCUCACAGACGGCCGACUUGGCCCAAGGCAAACCUCGCUGUUCGAGGACGUGCUCUGCAUCAAACAACAUUGA